Messenger RNA from Mytilus trossulus (common blue mussel), 1103 nucleotides. Its product is annotated as GPN-loop GTPase 3-like. The record is from RefSeq and is a predicted model, not a curated record. NCBI's taxonomy places the organism in Eukaryota, Metazoa, Mollusca, Bivalvia, Mytilida, Mytilidae. The transcript is spliced from 7 exons. Gene Ontology annotation, molecular function: GTPase activity. The coding region runs from base 91 to 945 and encodes 284 amino acids.
UUUGAUUUGUCGGAAGCGGCAACAGGUUUAACAAAUAACCGAAAAAAGAUUAAAAGUAGAUCACACACUUGUAUUUCACCUGUAUAAGAAAUGCCACGAUAUGGACAAUUAGUGAUGGGUCCUGCUGGAAGUGGGAAGUCCACAUACUGCAGUAAUAUGGUAAAGCAUGCAGAAGUCACCAAAAGAACAAUACAUGUUGUGAAUCUAGAUCCUGCUGCUGAACAUUUUGAUUACCCUGUAUUAGCAGAUAUAAGAGAGCUGAUACAUUUAGAUGAUGCAAUGGAAGAUGAAUCCUUAAGGUUUGGACCAAAUGGUGGACUGGUAUUUUGUAUGGAAUAUUUUGCCCAGAAUUUAGACUGGUUAGAUGAAGUCCUUGAAGAAGUUGAAGAUGACUAUAUAUUAUUUGACCUUCCUGGCCAGAUAGAACUUUAUACACAUAUCCCAGUUAUGAAACAGUUAGUGGAUAAACUACAGCGCAUGGACUUUAGAAUUUGUGGAACAUUUUUAAUUGACUCACAGUUUAUGAUUGAAGCCUCAAAGUUUGUGUCUGGAGUAUUAACUGCAUUAUCAACGAUGGUUACCUUAGAAAUUCCACAUGUUAAUGUUAUGACAAAACUGGAUUUAUUAAGUAAAAAAGCAAAGAAGGAUUUAGAGAGAUAUUUAGAACCAGAUUUACCAGUCUUAUUGAAUGAAGAAUUUGAUGAAAGUAAGUUCAGCAAUAAGUUCAAAAAGCUGAACACAGCAAUUGCAUCAGUGAUAGAAGAUUACAGUUUAGUAAAGUUUGUACCGUUAGAUAUGUCAGAAGAGGAUAGUAUAACAGAUCUUCUGAUACAGAUAGACAAUGCCAUACAAUAUGGUGAGGAUCUGGAACCCAAAGAAUCUAAUUAUGAAGAGGCUGAGCCAAAUGAUCCUGAUGACAAUGUUGAUAGUGGAUUUGAUGGAUGACAGCUCUGAGUUUAUGGUUGAUUUAAUCAUACAUACACAUUGUCAACAUGGUCUGAGAACAGUGUAAAAUAUAUACUUGAUAAAAAGCGUUUUCUCUACUGUUCAAGGAUUGUUUGAAAACACCAGUAGGAAUUAAAAAGAAAAAUAUAUUAUUUUUU